AUGACGAGUAUGGGACCAUCGUUUGCAGGUCAUCCUGCCGGCAUGCAACAACAUCCAGGCGUCCCAGGCCAUCCCAUGGGCCCGGGUAUGCCUCACAACCCAAAUCAGCAAGGCCCGCCGGGUGGUGGAAUGCCUCACCAGAUGCACAUGGCGGUAUCAGGGCCUGGUGGUCAGGUCAAUCCAAACCAGUUGAUGGGCGGCAUGCCGCCGGGUGCUGGUGGUCCGAACGCUCACGCUUUGCAGCACCUCAACCCCCAGAACCCAAUGUUCCAGCAGAACCAGUUCGCCCAGAAUUUCAACAACCCGGCCGCGAUGGCGCAUGCCACCCAAAUGGCGCAGCAGAGGUUAUUCCAGCAGCAGCAGCAGGCUAGGCAGGCGCUCAUGGCUCAACAAGCCUUCAACGCGAACAUGGGUGUCAAUGGCAUGCCUAUGGGCAUGCCCAUGAACCCCCAGAUGGCGGCCCAGAUGGCGGCCAUGAGGCAGGGCAUGCGGCCACAGGCGCAUACUCCCCAGGCCCAGGCGAUGUUGGCACAGCAGAUCGCUCUCCAGCAGCAGGCUGUCGCGCAGCAGAACCAGCAGAUACAACAAGGCCAGCAGCCCGGUCAGCCAGUCCAGAUGAACCCUCAACACAUGCAGCUGCAGCAGGCGCAGAUGGCUGCCUCGAUGCAAGCGCAACAGCAAGCUCAGCAACAGCAGCAGCAGCAGGCCCAGCAGCAACAGCAACAACAGCAGCAGCAGCAGCAACAACAGCAGGCGCAGGCUCAGCAGCAGCAGCAACAGCAGCAGCAACAACAACAGGGUCAGCAACCUCCAGGCCAACCUCAGCAGCCGCAACCUCAGCCCCAGCAAACCCCUCAACAGACACCGCAGCAGCAGCCCGCGCAGCCUGUCAACCCGCAAUCUGCUGGUCAACCCACUCCCUCGCAAACACCAGGUCCACAACCGAAUCAACAGCCGCAGCCUCCCCAGACUCAGCCUCAACCGCAAGGCCCCCCUCAAAUGCAACCUCAGCCUGGACAACCUCAGGUGAACCCACAGCAGGCUGCUGCCGCUCAGGCCGCCAUGGCCAACAGCAUGGCUCUCGCGCAGCAGGCCCAGCAGCAAAGGAGGGAAGGAAUGAAGGGACAUUGCUUGCUGAAGCUCAUGCAGUUCAGCGAACACUUGAGCGGUUUUACUGGAUCUAAGGGCAAGGACGACCUCACGUACUGGAACAUGUUCGUGAACCAAUUCUUCUCCACCAAGGGUGUCUUCCGUCACUCUGUCCACAUCACCGACAUCGAAGAUCAAGCCGACAAGCAAUACGAAAUCACAUACCCCGCGCUCCCACGAUACUUCCACACGCACUUCGACAGUGGGGUCAAGAACAUGCAAUUGAUCAUGGAGAAGGGCACCACGGAUCGACCGCUGCCUGGGGAUGGCCACUGGAUUGAGAACACCAAGUCGAGUCUAGUUUACUGGUUCGAUAACGGCUCUCACCUUGUCGCAAACGGUACCGUCCGAGCUCAUUUCGACGCAGAGCAGAAGAUUGAACUCUUCGAGUUCUUGACAAGCAGCCACGAAGAAUACAUCUCCCGCAAGGCCGUCAUUGAGGCUGCGAAGCCCGUACAUAACUGGGUCAAGGAGUGGCACAAGGUGAACUCCCAAGACAGCAAAGCCUCUCCGGAGAUGAGCAAGAAGGGCAAGGCCAGGAUGAUGAAGUCCCCACAACAUCCCCCUCCCGACGCCCUAGUGGACCUGCCAGAAUCGGCUGUGAAGAGGGGCAUGGGCGUUACGGAAGCUGUCUUCCAAUUCCUCGAGAUUGCUGAAGUGAUCGGCCAAAUGAACCCUCUGUUCUCCUACUGCCAUGCUCACAACAACCUCGGCCCGUACGCCGCCCUCGAGCAGUACGUCAGCCAGAUCAACUCCGCGCCGCAAAAUAUGAACGGUCAGGCCAUGCCCGGCCAGGGCCCGCGGACACCCAGCUUUGGGCAAUUCCCAAUGGGCGCGAGCCCAGCCCAGCCGCAUAUGCAGCUUCCUGGGUCGCCUCAUGUCACCGGUAGCCCAGCUCCGGGCCACAUGCAGGCACCCGGCAUGCAGAUGCAGCAGAGCCAGCAGGGAACCAGCUCCAGCGGACCUAGUGCGAACACAUCUCCGGCUUCCAACAAGCGAAGACGUCCCUCUGGAGUAAAGAUGGAAGAAGAUGGUUCCUCCGCCCCUACACCCGGCGGCCCUCAGGUGAACGGUGUCCAGAACAAGGGCAAGCCGCCCACGCCGCGGAUGCAAAAGAGGCUGAAGGGUAACCCGGCGUAA
Molecule: messenger RNA, 2289 nt
Organism: Colletotrichum siamense
Lineage: Eukaryota; Fungi; Ascomycota; Sordariomycetes; Glomerellales; Glomerellaceae
Gene: ptaB
Product: Transcriptional activator ptaB
Exons: 6
Coding region: 1-2289 (762 amino acids)
Biological process (GO): negative regulation of transcription by RNA polymerase II; positive regulation of transcription by RNA polymerase II
Cellular component (GO): nucleus; transcription regulator complex
Source: RefSeq, a predicted model, not a curated record